GCCUCUUCACAGGUUUCGGACAGGUGUGACUACGUCUUUGUCAAUGGGAAGGAAAUGAGAGGCAAGGUGAACGUGGUGGUGAACUUCACCUACCAGCACCUGCACAGCCCCCUGGAGAUGACGGUGUGGGUCCCCCGGCUGCCCCUGCAGAUCGAGGUCUCGGACACCGAGCUCAACCAGAUCAAGGGCUGGCGGGUCCCCAUCGUCUCCAACAAGAGGCCAGCUCGGGACAGCGAGGAAGAGGAUGAAGACGAGAGGAGGGGCCGAGGCUGCACCCUCCAGUACCAGCACGCCAUGGUGCGGGUCUUGACUCAGUUUGUGGCUGAGGCAGCGGGCCCUGCAGGCCACCUGGCCCACCUGCUGGGCUCAGACUGGCAGGUGGACAUCACGGAGCUGGUGAACGACUUCAUGCAGGUGGAGGGGCCCCAGAUCGCCAGGCUGCACGGGGGACAAGUCCUGAUCGGCCAGGAGCUUGGGAUGACCACCAUCCAGAUCCUGUCGCCUCUGUCGGACGCCAUCCUGGCGGAGAAGACCAUCUCCGUGCUGGACGAGAAGGUGGCAAUCACGGACCUCGGGGUGCAGCUGGUGACAGGGCUGUCCGUCUCCCUGCAGCUCAGCCCGGGGAGCAACAGGGCCAUCUUCGCCACAGCGGUGGCCCAGGAGCUGCUGCAGCGGCCCAAACAGGAGGCAGCCAUCAGUUGCUGGGUGCAGUUCAGUGACGGCUCCGUCACUCCCUUGGACGUUUACGACGUGAAGGACUUCUCUCUGACGGCCACGUCCCUGGAUGAGAAGGUGGUGUCCGUCCACCAAGACCCCAGAUUCAGGUGGCCGGUAAUCAUUGCUGAGUCCGAAGGCCAGGGGGCUCUGGUCAAGGUCGAAAUGGUCAUCUGUGAAUCGUGCCAGAAAUCCAAGCGGAAGAGCGUGCUGGCCGUGGGGACGGCCAACAUCAAGGUUAAGUUUGGCCAGGACGGUGCCAACCACAACAGCAGCGACAGCAGACACCCGGGGCGGGCAGGAGUGCACCUGGACAAUGACGGCAGGGACAGAAGGCCCGCCAAACCCUUGCAAGAGUGGGGGGGUCGAGACGGACAGGACUACAGCAGCCCUUCCGUGGGCCGCAUGGAAGGAAGGGGCUCCACCACGGAGAAGCCCACCUUCCGGAGGAGCGAUGGCCGGGACAGCCUCUCGGAAGGCGACGGCCACCUGCAGACCACCCCCGUGGACCUCACCAGCUUCCCGGCCCAGGUUGACCUGCCCAGAAGCCACGGGGAGAUGGACGAGAGUGACCCCGCCCAGGCGUCCAAGGGGCUGAGCGACCUGGAAAUCGGCAUGUAUGCUCUGCUGGGCGUCUUCGGCCUGGCCAUCCUGGUCUUCCUCAUAAACUGCGCCACCUUCGCCCUGAAGUACAGGCACAAGCAGGUCCCCUUCGAGGAGCCGGAAGGGCUGAGCCACUCCCAUGACUGGGUGGGGCUGAGCCACCGGACAGAGCUGCUGGAGAGUCACGUCACCUUCGCCUCCUCCCAGGAGGAGCAGAUCACCGCCAUCGACAGGGGCGUGGAUUUCGAAGAGAGUAAGUUCCUCCUCGGCGCAGACGCCCCAACGGGCAUCAACGGACAGCUGCUCAGACCCUCAGGGCCCAUGGCCGCCGACGGCACGGAUCAGCGCAGCGAGCCCCCCGCAUCCCCUACCUCAAAGCGGAAAAGGGUGAAAUUUACCACCUUCACCGCCAUCGCCCCGGACGCCGGGGGCCCCGCCGUGAGCUCCGUGGCGACGCGCAGGGGGGACGCGGCGAACUGGCUCGGCCAGGACCCGGCCCCUGGGGAGCACGCCGGGUCACACGACUACACGGACAGCUUCCAGGGGGAUGCGUAAGCCGGACGUUGGCUGACGUUGGUUCUCACUCACCUUUCGGCCUUUAAUUUGGGGACAUGUGGCUUACGGGGCCCCCAGCAGAGAAAUAAGGCGGCAGGACAAGGUCAGGAGGACACCACCCACGGGGCCCCGGAAAGCGACCCUGGCUCCCCGGGGAGGCCCCGAGGCGGAUUCGAUGUACACGUUCCGCGGCACGACAUCUUGGCCGACACCGAGAGGCCUCUCCCGCGUGCGAAGGUUUUCUUUAAACCUGGAAGACAAACAAGUUGUGAAUCACUGAGCUUCUGGGAGCGUCCGGGAGAGGCCAGUCCUCCUCUCUCCAUCUCUCUCUCUUUAAUAAAAGCAGUUUGGGUAUCGCGACACCCACAAGGCUGCCAUAUGCACUGUUGCAGAUGACGGGGGGCAAAGCGAGACUCAGGCCGGGCUGAAGGGGACGGAGGGGAGGACGGUGUCACUGGGACCGGGGCAGCGCCGCCCGCCGGGCGCGCGGGCAGGGCGGAGUCUGGGGCUGCAGGCGGCACUCGGGAGCCGUGCUUUGCAGUCAUUCUCUCCCAAAGGCGGGGUUAUUGACAGACCAAGGCGACUGCUGACAAGGACUGAAAGGGAGCAAGCCAGCAAGCAGGCCACCGACCUCUCCGUAACCAGCUGCCAGGAACACAGACUCACAUAGGGAAACCCUCUGAGCAGUUCCGAGCAUCCCUUGAUUUGUAAACUAACGCAUCCUGAGUGCAGAGCUUCAUUCGGGUUCAAAGAACAUUCUUCUUUUUUUUUAGCCAGUUGUCUAUUCUCAUUUGUACUCCUCCCCGACAUCGCCCCCUUUCUGAAAGUCGUUGGUCACUUGUGGGCACUGGGUGGGGGGGCAGUGUAAGCCCCCACCGAGUGGCCCAGGUGACACUCGACACUGAAACCCCGUUGGGCGAACUUCGCACGUGUCCUUCUUCGAAGAGGCUGGUCUUUGCGGGUGAGCGCCGCGCGCAGGGAAUCCAGCCCCUCCCUCCCCUUGCUGUUCUAGAAAGAAGAGGGGGCUGUCCUGUGAUGGGUCUGUCGACAGUCCCGUCCGAUCUGCUGCCCAAGGCUGCUGAGAUGAAUCCGGGUGUCCACGCGGAGGGCGCAGGGUGGGGCUCGGGACUCGGGAUGUGUUACGAGGUGGGUCGGGCAGGACACCUGUCCCCAGUAGCAGCCGGGCAGAACGUAAGGCUGCUUCUCCUCCGUGGAGAGCAAGAGGGACCCGGGUACCAGCGCGCAGGGCAGAGGGCUGGACGAGGCCGGCGUUUGGUCCUAAGGUCAGUCCUCAAGGGGUUAACGCCGCCUGAGAUCCGGAGGACCCUCCAGACCCUUGAAUAGCUCCCGAACCCCUCAGGUGCCGCGCCUGUAAAAGGAAGUGCAGAGAGGCUAGCUGGUUCUUACGCCCUUGUCAUGCUCACGCCGAGGCAGAGAUGAUGGUGGAAAGCUGGCCAAGCAGGCGCGGUCCUGAGCAUCACAGUGGAGGAAGGAGCUGCCCGGAGAGGCCCUGCUGUGGCAUCAGAGUGUGUGUGUGUGUGUGUGUGUGUCCUUUGCAUCAUUUUCUCUCUCUCUCUGCUCUUUAGAUCCUUCAUCUUCCAAUUCCUCUUGCUCUGUGUGUCUCUCUGAACCUCUCCCGCUGCCCCCGUCUCUGUCUCUCUCUGUACACACAUGUAACUGAAUUCUCCUUAGAUGGUGCAUGUAAACCCCAGCAUUUACCUCCUCAACCUUCGCGCUCUCCCCAGAACGAAGGUGCUGUCCGCUGGCUCUAAGACUGGGACUCCAACCGCCAUAAGCCACCUGCUCCUGUCCCCACGCUGACUUUUGUGGUCUGGUGGGGCGAUGAGCCUGUCACCCCUUUCCAGGGCUAAUCCUUUGCUUUCAGUCGCCUCCUCCCGUCUCUUUCAUCCUUCCCCGCGUGAUGUUCCGUUGAACAGCGCCUCCGCGGCCCCCUCUCGAGUCCGUCCACGUGCAGAAUGUACUGUAGAUUGUAAGAAUGUAAUACUUAUAUUUAUAAACUUACCGACUGUAAAUAUAAAGUUUGCA
Messenger RNA from Vicugna pacos (alpaca), 3918 nucleotides. NCBI's taxonomy places the organism in Eukaryota, Metazoa, Chordata, Mammalia, Artiodactyla, Camelidae. The record is from RefSeq and is a predicted model, not a curated record.